AUGGCAGUGCACUCGCUGUUAGCAUCACUGCUUUCGCUGCCGCUUGCUGUCGCAACGUUGGCCGCGGACAAAUCGCCUCCGAAGGGUGGAAUUUCACAUGUCCAACACCCUCGGGACAUCAACACCACAUACGACUACAUCAUCGUCGGCGGCGGGACAUCCGGACUGACAGUAGCGAACCGCCUCACCGCACAUGCACACGUCUCGGUUCUGGUGGUGGAAAUGGGACAGAUUGACAAUGGAGAGCGCGUGCUGCUGCCGUACACGACCAAUGUGAACAGCUUCCAUGACCUGGCUCCGGUGACUUCGAUGCCCUUGAAGCACCUCUCCAACACACCAUACUUUGUCGCUGCAGCAGCUACAGUAGGAGGCGGCAGCGUCAUCAAUGGAAUGUUCUUCGAUCGCGCAAGCGCGGCGGACUACGACGCAUGGGAGCAACUGGGUAACCCAGGCUGGGGCUUCGAUGACCUGUUGCCUUACUUCAUCAAGUCGACGAAUUGGUCCGUACCCUCUCCAGAGAUCGCGGAGAUGUACAACUAUACCUGGGAUGAGUCCUGCUGGGGACAAUCCGGUCCCAUCCAUUCCAGUAUACCGCCUUUCCAAUGGCCCGAACUACCGACUUUCCUGCAGGCGUGGCGCGAGAUGGGCGACGACAUUCGCUUUCCUGAGGAAGGAAAUGAUGGUUCCGGAUUGGGUGUCAUGUGGGUGCCGAGCAGCCAGGAUCCGACUACGCAGACUCGAUCGAGCGCCAAAACAGGGUACUACGAUCCCAUUGCGGACAGGUCGAACUUGCAUCUUUUGACCCAGACGCGAGUCGAGAAAGUGAACUUUAAAGGCAAGACUGCGGUCGGCAUCACCAUGACCAGUCUCUUGGACAGCAAGACCUACAAGGCGAGCGCUAGAAAAGAGGUGAUCAUGGCGGCUGGACCAGUUUUCUCCACGAACUUGCUCCAUAAAUCUGGUAUCGGUCCACGAGGCAUGCUGGAAGCGGCGGGCAUCGAAGUCAUCGAAGAUCUUCCAGGCGUAGGGACGAACUUCCAAGACCAUCCUGCUUUGUACAUGUACUGGGACCUCCUCAACGACACCUAUCCUAGCCCAGGACUCCUCCAGUCCAACACCACGUUCUUCCGAGAAGCAAGAGAUGAGUACGACAAGUCGCGUAGUGGUCCACUCAUACAGCCGCACGGGAACAACGCCGCAUUCCUGAGCCUGCGCACAAUCAGCCCAGACGUAGACGAAAUCGUCGCGCAGAUCGCGGCACAGGAUCCAUCGCGAUACCUACCCGACUCCUACGACUUCACAUCAAGGAUUGGAUACGCAGCGCAGCACGCAAUCCUCGUCGACAGACUUGGUGGUACCAAGAGUGCAGUGUACGAAAUGACGUUCAACGGCGGGAAGAUGGUAGCGAAUGCCUUUCAGAAACCGCUCUCGAGAGGUACCAUCGUCCUCAACAUGUCUGAUCCUCUCCUGGGUCCGCAGGUGGACUACAAUACGCUGGCGAACCCGAUGGACGGCAUCAUCACCGUCGCGAUGCUCAAUUACACGCGGAAGUUCUAUCAGACUCCGAGCAUGCAAUCGUUGGGCGCGAGCGAGACGAUACCGGGCCCGGGAUAUGUCAGCACCGAGGAUAUUCUGAAGCAAUUUCAGCAGAGACUCCUGUCUCCGUCGUUCUCGCACCCUUCGUGCUCAAAUCCGAUGAUGCCGUUGGCGCUGGGUGGUGUCGUCAGUCCCGAACUUCUGGUUUAUGGAGUGGAGAGGCUGAGUGUGGUGGACGUAUCGAUCAUGCCGAUGAUUCCAGCAACACAUUUGUGCGGCACAGUGUAUGCAAUCGCGGAGAAGGCCGCCGACUUGAUCAAAGCAAGGAAUUCGGAAGGGGAUGUCUGUGAUACGGGACCACCGUCAAAUUGUCGAAAGCAGAAAGGCGGAUCUUGA
This is a messenger RNA of Zymoseptoria tritici IPO323, 1932 nucleotides long. Its product is annotated as glucose-methanol-choline oxidoreductase. The transcript has a single exon. Gene Ontology annotation, molecular function: flavin adenine dinucleotide binding; oxidoreductase activity, acting on CH-OH group of donors. The record is from RefSeq and is a predicted model, not a curated record. Lineage: Eukaryota; Fungi; Ascomycota; Dothideomycetes; Mycosphaerellales; Mycosphaerellaceae. Bases 1 to 1932 code for a protein of 643 amino acids. Gene Ontology annotation, biological process: secondary metabolite biosynthetic process.